AUGUUCCAAUGCCAUAUACACGCCUUGGACAAAGACCAUUCCUCAACUCUAGUUGUAGACUCAUUUAGAACUAGGACGUUGUCGACGGCAUAUGCGCUGAUUGACUGCAAGGCCGACGCCCGAGGACAACGACACGUCCAGUUCCAAGACGACGCCACGACACCCUGGCACUUUCUUGCGAGACCUGCAUCAGACACCGCGGACAUCGUUACCCCGUCAAGUUACAGGAAGCGCCAAGUCUUUUGCUGCUAG
This is a messenger RNA of Akanthomyces muscarius, 252 nucleotides long. RefSeq lists its product as uncharacterized. The record is from RefSeq and is a predicted model, not a curated record. Lineage: Eukaryota; Fungi; Ascomycota; Sordariomycetes; Hypocreales; Cordycipitaceae. The transcript has 4 exons. The coding region runs from base 1 to 252 and encodes 83 amino acids.